Molecule: messenger RNA, 1329 nt
Organism: Striga hermonthica
Lineage: Eukaryota; Viridiplantae; Streptophyta; Magnoliopsida; Lamiales; Orobanchaceae
Source: the annotation of a GenBank genome assembly
AUGGCUGAAGGAGGCUUGCGGGAUGGUGUCCGGUCAGAAGCGCGACUGUUGUUGCACGAAGAAGAUGACUCUUGCCGGAGAAAAAAGCGUGACUCUGGGGCGGCGUGUUUUUUUGUGUAUGGUUAUGGUGGAACUGGAAAGACAUACUUGUGGAGGACUUUAGCUGCUCGGCUAAGAUUGCACGGUCGAAUUGUGCUUUGUGUUGCAUCAAGUGGAAUCGCAUCUCUCCUGUUGCCGGGCGGACGGACUGCACAAUAUUCUCGAUUUGAAGUUCCUAUUUCUGUGCAUGAAAAUUCAUCGUGUGAGAUCAAUCAGGCUAGCCCCCUUGCCAAGUUGAUUAUUCGCUCUUCAUUGUUCAUAUGGGAUGAGGCCCCAACGAUGCAUAAGAAUUGUUUUGAAGUUGUGCAAGCAUCUUUUAAGGCAGUGAUGGGAGCCCUCGACCCGACAAAUCAUCAUAAACCGUUCGGAGGCAAGACUGUUGUGUUUGGUGGAGACUUUCUACAAAUCAUUCCGGUAGUUCCAAAGGGGAGUCGUCAGGAGAUUGUUAAUGCUGCUAUUAACUCUUCUAGCAUUUGGGGAGAAUGUACUGUGCUUAGCCUUACAAAGAAUAUGCGUCUUCGGAGCAUUGGCGAUUCGAAUGAAUGUGACGAGUUGGCCGCUUUUGUUGAUUGGAUAGCGAGCAUUGGAGAUGGAACAUUGGGGGUGAUGGGAGCCCUCGACCCGACAAAUCAUUAUAAACCGUUCGGAGGCAAGACUGUUGUGUUUGGUGGAGACUUUCUACAAAUCAUUCCGGUAGUUCCAAAGGGGAGUCGUCAGGAGAUUGUUAAUGCUGCUAUUAACUCUUCUAGCAUUUGGGGAGAAUGUACUGUGCUUAGCCUUACAAAGAAUAUGCGUCUUCGGAGCAUUGGCGAUUCGAAUGAACGUGACGAGUUGGCUGCUUUUGUUGAUUGGAUAGCGAGCAUUGGAGAUGGAACAUUGGGGGGUAAAAAUGAUGGAUGUUCUCUGAUAGACAUACCAGAUGAUCUAUUACUAGAGUCAUCUGAUGAUCCAAUUGUAAAAAUUGUUGAAAGCACGUUUCCGAUCUUCAAGAAUGCAACCGACGAUCCAAGUUACUUGAAGGAUAGAGUUAUACUUGCGCCAACACUCGAUAUCGUAGAAUCUAUUAAUGAAUACAUGUCGUCGUUAAAUUUGACUGAGGGACGCACGUAUUUAAGUUCAGACAGUACGUGUAAAUCCGACUCCAAUACCGACUUUGUGGCACAACUCCAUACUUCUGAGUUCUUGAACACUAUCAAGUGUUCUGGAACGCCGAACCAUGAAUUGAUUUGA